Spodoptera exigua (beet armyworm) is the source of this 1738-nucleotide messenger RNA. The record is from the annotation of a GenBank genome assembly. NCBI's taxonomy places the organism in Eukaryota, Metazoa, Arthropoda, Insecta, Lepidoptera, Noctuidae.
GCGUGCACUGCGCUUGCGUUUACUUACACCGCUCAGCUGACUAACCUGUGAUACACGAUGAAGCUGGACAACAGCCUGACUGCCGACAACAUCAACCAGAACUUGCUGAACAUCGAGUAUGCGGUGCGAGGACCCAUCCUGCAGCGAGCUCUGCAGAUCGAGAGGGAGCUGGCAAAGGGAGUCCCGAAGCCGUUCGAGCGAGUGGUCCGCGCCAACAUCGGAGAUUGUCACGCUCUCGGACAGAAGCCCAUCACCUUCAUCAGGCAGGUGGUGGCGCUAGCGGCGUGCCCGGCGCUGGCGGACGCGGCCGACGUGCCCGCCGACGUGAAGCAGAGGGCGCGCGAGAUCCUCAGCGCCUGCACGAAGAGCUCGGUGGGCGCGUACUCGCCGUCGGCGGGGCUGCGCGCGGUGCGGGCGCGGGCGGCGCAGUACAUCGCGGCGCGGGACGGGGGCGCGCCCGCCAGCUCGGACGAUGUCUUCCUCGGCUCCGGCGCCUCCGACCUCAUCAAGUCCGUGCUCACCAUGUUCGUCGAGCCAGUCGACGGGAAACCGCCAGCGGUGAUGAUCCCGGUGCCGCAGUACCCGCUGUUCUCGGGCACGCUGUCGGAGCUGGGGCUGCGGCGCGCCGACUACUUCCUGGACGAGGACAACGACUGGGCGCUGCAGACCUGCGAGCUGGAGCGCUGCUGGAGGGAGGCCAGCGAGCACAGCCACGUGCGCGCGCUCGUCGUCAUCAACCCCGGGAACCCCACCGGACAGGUGCUGACUCGGGAGAACAUGGAGGAGAUCAUAAAGUUCGCGUACACUCGCAACUUGUUCCUGCUGGCGGACGAGGUGUACCAGGAGAACAUAGUCUGCAAGCCGUUCCACUCGUUUAAGAAGGUGAUGCACGAGAUGGGCGCGCCGUACUCCAGCAUGGAGCUGGCCAGCUUCCUGACGUGCUCGAAGGGCUGGGCGGCGGAGUGCGGGCUGCGCGCCGGCUACGUGGAGCUGGUGCGCCUGCAGCCGCGCGUGGCCGCCGCCUUCAGCACGGCGCGCGCCGUCAUGCAGUGCCCCUCCGUGCUGGGCCAGUGCAUCCUCGACUGUGUGAUGAAGCCGCCUGCGCCCGGCGAGCCCUCGUACCCGCUGUUCGCUGAGGAACUCGGUGAAAUCCAACGCGUGCUCACUGAGAGGGCAGAGACCGCCUACGAGACCUUCAACUCUAUCCCUGGAUAUUUCUGUAACCCUAUCGAUGGCUCGAUGUUCGCGUACCCUCGCAUCACCAUACCGGAGGCGGCGCAGGCGGCGGCCAAGGAACUCAACAUGAGCCCUGAUGAGUUCUACUGUCUCCGACUGUUGGAGGAAACAGGUGUGUGCGUGGUGCCCGGCACCGGGUUCGGGCAGUUGCCUGGCACGUUCCACUUCCGCACCACCAUCCUACACCCGCGGGACGAGUUCCAGCACAUGAUGGACAGCAUCAGGCGGUUCCACCUCAACUUCCUCGACCUCUACUCUUAGUACUGUAGUCAUAUUGUGGAUCUUUGUGGAACAUACGCAUGUACAAGGUAAUAUAAGUGGUGGGCUUGGCCCAGUUGGGGGUUGGUGGCUGGAGGGGGAUCUGAGCCAAUGUACAGAUAAAUAGUUGAGUGACACGGACACGGCCGCUGUGCGUGUGUGAGUGCCGCUGCUCGGUGGAUGUUUUGUUGUUUUAUCGAGGUUAUAAUUUAUUUAUACACGUGUACAUAUUUACUAUUUAAGA